Molecule: messenger RNA, 1341 nt
Organism: Funneliformis geosporum
Lineage: Eukaryota; Fungi; Glomeromycota; Glomeromycetes; Glomerales; Glomeraceae
Source: the annotation of a GenBank genome assembly
AUGUUAACACGUAGAGUAGUGGUAACUGGCUUAGGUUUAGUAACGCCAUUAGCAACAGGAGUGAAACUUUCUUGGAAAAAAUUAAUAAAUGGUGAAAGUGGAAUAAUAUCUUUAAAAUCAAAUCAACAAUCACGAAUUAAUGAAAAUAAUUCAACGAAUUUACCAUAUAACGAAAAGGAAAAAGGGGUUUUUAAUGAGCUGCCUUCAACUAUAGCUGGUGUCGUUAAACCUGGUAAAUAUGAGAAUGGUGGGUUUAAUUCAAAAGAAUGGCUGGAUCGUGGGGAUGAAAGUAGAAUGGCAUUAUUUUCACAAUAUGCCAUUUGUGCAGCAAAUCAAGCAUUAAAUGAUGCAGAAUGGAAACCGACGUCUGUUCCUGAGAGAAAUCGAACAGGAGUUUGUAUAGGAUCAGGAAUUGGUAGCCUUGAAGAUGUUAUAUCAACCACCAUGACUUAUAACGCUUACGGACCGAGAAAAGUUAGCCCUAUGUUUGUACCCAAGAUAUUAAUAAAUAUGGCAGCAGGACAUUUAACCAUGAAAUAUGGAUUUCGUGGACCAAAUCAUGCAGCUUCGACAGCAUGUACAACAGGAGCUCAUUCGAUAGGAGAUGCAAGUCGAUUUAUACAAUUUGGAGAUGCGGAUGUUAUGGUAGCAGGAGGAUCAGAAGCAUGUAUAUUACCUUUAGCUAUAGCAGGAUUUGCAAAAGCAAAAUCUUUAGUAACCAAGUAUAAUGAUCGACCCGAAGAGGCAUCAAGACCGUUUGAUAAAGAUCGUGAUGGAUUUGUUAUAGGAGAGGGAGCCGGAAUGAUGGUACUCGAAGAAUAUAAUCACGCGAUUAAUCGAGGAGCAAAGAUUUAUGCCGAAUUGCGUGGAUAUGGUUUAUCCGGGGAUGCUCAUCAUAUUACGGCCCCUCCUGAAGAUGGUAUUGGGGCUGAAUUAGCAAUGCGUAGAGCAUUAUCUCAUGCUAAAUUAACACCAGAAGAUAUUGAUUAUAUUAACGCACAUGCAACUUCAACUAUACUAGGUGAUAUUGCCGAGAAUCGAGCUAUAAAAUCAAUAUUUCGGGGUAAUAAGAAAUUAGCAAUAUCUUCAACUAAGGGAUCGAUUGGACAUUUAUUAGGAGCUGCAGGAGCAGUUGAAGCGAUCUUUACAAUUUUGGCGAUCUAUAAUAAUACUCUUCCGCCAACAUUAAAUUUACAUUCAUCGGGUGAUCCAUCAGAAUCCAACGAUUUUAAUUAUGUACCAUUAAAAUCUCAAAAGGUUGAUGGAAAUGGUAUAAGGGCCGCGUUAACUAAUUCUUUUGGAUUUGGUGGUACCAAUGCUAGCUUGUGCUUCGUUAGAUGA